This is a messenger RNA of Moesziomyces antarcticus, 1716 nucleotides long. Its product is annotated as serine palmitoyltransferase. NCBI's taxonomy places the organism in Eukaryota, Fungi, Basidiomycota, Ustilaginomycetes, Ustilaginales, Ustilaginaceae. The record is from RefSeq and is a predicted model, not a curated record. The coding region runs from base 1 to 1716 and encodes 571 amino acids. Gene Ontology annotation, cellular component: endoplasmic reticulum. The transcript has a single exon. Gene Ontology annotation, molecular function: pyridoxal phosphate binding; serine C-palmitoyltransferase activity. Gene Ontology annotation, biological process: ceramide biosynthetic process; sphingosine biosynthetic process.
AUGGGCGUCGAAUCCGUGCCCCUCGAGCACUCGCCAGCAGCGGCUUCCGCCCUCAACGACUACUUGCACGCCGUGUCCAGCCUCGCCUCCAAGUACUUUGACAAGAUCCCCGGGAGUGCCAUCGUGGCACGAUACGUGGCGAGCAGCUACCAGAACGACCCCAUCCGCUCCCUCCUCGAGCUCUUCCUCGUCCUCUUCGCCCUCAGGACCGUGCUCCAGAGCAGAACACGCGGCGGCGCCAGCGGAAGGAACUUUGUCAACCUCUCGGGCAAGGAGAUCGACGACCUCGUUGCAGAGUUCAAGCCCGAACCCCUCUGCGCGCCCCUCACACCAGCCGAGUCGCGAGAGCUCGCCUCCAUCCCCACCAUCGUCGGCGGCGCAAGCAGCAAACCCAAGAUCAGCAUCGCUUCCCACAACGCCGGAAAGCCCACCCAGGUCGUCAACCUCGCCAGCUACAACUUCACCAACCUCGCCGGCCACGAUGCCGUAAAGGAAAAGGCCAUCGAGACGCUCCGAAACUACGGCGUCGGAAGUUGCUCUCCACCCGGCUUCUACGGCACCAUCGACGUCCACAUGCAGCUCGAAUCCGACAUUGCUCGCUUCCUCGGCACCCAGAACUGCAUCAUCUACAGUCAGGGCUUCAGCACCAUCUCCUCCGUCAUCCCCGCCUUCUCCAAGCGAGGCGACAUUAUCGUCGCAGACCGCGGCGUCAACUACGCCAUCCAGAAGGGCAUCCAGAUCUCGCGCUCCACUGUCUACUGGUACGAUCACAACGACAUUGACUCGCUCCAGGCCGUCCUCGAGCAGGUCAAGCGCGACACAAAGCGCAGGAACGGCCCGCUCACCCGUCGCUUCAUCGUCACUGAGGGCGUCUUUGAGGCCGACGGCGCGCUCUCCGACCUGCCCAAGAUCCAGGAGCUCAAGAAGCGCCACAAGUUCCGCCUCAUCCUCGACGAGAGCAUCAGCUUCGGCACCGUCGGCGCAACCGGCCGUGGCCUCACCGAGCUCUACAACAUCCCUGCCUCCGACGUCGAGAUCCUCGUCGGUUCCAUGGCCAACACGCUCGGUGCCGCCGGUGGCUUCUGCGCUGGCUCCGACGAGGUUGUCUACCACCAGCGCAUCAACGGCACCUCGUUUGUCUUUUCCGCCGCCCUCCCCGCCAUGCUCGCCGUCGCUGCCAGCACCGCCAUCUCCUACAUGGUCUCGCAACCCUCGAUCCUCGGCACACUCCACGAAAAUGUCAAGACGCUCCGCUCCGUUCUCGACCACGUCGAAUCGCUCCGCAUCUCGAGCGAUCCGCGCAGUCCUCUCGUGCACCUCCAGAUCCGCAGCAAGACCGAUCGUCAUCCCGACACCCCCUCGGACAAGUUUGACAAGGGCAAGAACAGUCUGGCCGUCGGCGAUGUCAGCCUCACGCUCGCCAACAGCAACGACGAGAAGCGCAUCGCGGCGGCCGGCCCCGCCGAGCACGAUCUCACCGUCGACGAGCAGAUGCGUCUGCUCCAGGCCAUCGUCGACGAUGCGCUCGAGCACGGCAUCUUCAUCACGCGCAUGAAGAGGCUUCCCAGCAUCAACCCAAAGGUGCUCGAAGUCGCACCCGAGUCCAGACCCAACAUUCGCAUCGCCGUCAGCGCCGCAUUCACAAAGAAGGAGAUGGACAAGGCCGCAAACGUCAUCAAGGCGAGUGCCAUCAAGGUACUCGGCAAGAGACGCUAG